GGGAAGAAUGGAUUCAAAGGACGCUAAACUCUAUUAUCAGAUGGGUCUCGAAGAUGCCAACGCGACUCAAGCCAAGCAACCAUCAACAAAGCAUAGCAGGGACAUCGUUCAGCAGCGUUACAGAAAGGCUCUUGCAAAGGACCCACAAAGUUACUCCUUGACUACAACGACUGUUCCACAACAAGCUGAGGCGGAGUCUAACUUCGUUGGGAGUGCCUACUUCUUCAACAUGACAAUGCCCCAGGUAAGCAAAUCGUAAACUCAAAGGCUUUUUAAUGACUUUUCUGACUCUUGGCAGGUCCAACGUAGCCUCGCUGGUGAGUAUUUGAUUGUCUAUGCCCGCCCGAAGAUCUCCAGAACCUAUCCACGCGGAUCCGUUGUCGAGACCUUCGAUCCGGAUCUCAAGAAUCGUAUCACGAUCUUUACGGAGGUUCCAAGGAAGGGCAUCGUCGAUGCGUCAAUGCAUCAACGAAUCACCAGUGUCCUCGAACCUCAGAAUGGUGUUAAGGAUAAGUGGUGUGUAGGCACGUUACGCUUCAACGGAGCCCGAAUCGGUCUCUGCUUCGACCACCCUGAGCCCCGAACUAAGUCCUACUCUCAUGUCUGGACCGAGACAUUUCCACAAGAGCCAACUGGCACAACACUCCUCGACAAAGUUCUUCACAUGGGUCCCGUUGAGCUUGGUUCUACCGUCCGCUUUGGUAUUAAGGAUAUGAUCUAUGAACACGGUGUUCAAUACGGCUUCGAGUUCAUUGAUCUUAACCUUCAGGUUUACAACCAGAUCACAGGUGAAAAAGACCAUCAUAUCAUUGUGGGAGUCAAGAUGCCCGAGAAAAUGAACGUCUCGUCCGCGUUCAUCUUGAAACAGCCGAUCAACAUGCCGCCUCUCUCCUGGUAUAGGUGGCAGAGGCAUGUAACCAGUGAGACGAACAAGCUCAAGAAUUUGGUGUCGAAUGUCUCGAAUGUGGUCUCGGACUGGUACGAAUCGGAAACAGCAAUCCCGGAAGGAGUUACGGAGGACGAGUACAGAAAGUUCCUAGGACUCUCUUAGAAUGGGUAUCGCGUAUCACUGAGAACCGUGGUCGGAACACUUUGAAUGGAGCGCUUCUGCCACGGUGACAUAUCCAUUGAAGAAUUCUUUUGCUCAGGGCACUUGUAGGGGCUUGUGGAGCUUUGCUUCUCUCUGUGUCGACUAUAUGCAAAUAACUUAACAAACAAAGAUGGUCCUUGUGCCGAGG
Molecule: messenger RNA, 1238 nt
Organism: Hyaloscypha bicolor E
Lineage: Eukaryota; Fungi; Ascomycota; Leotiomycetes; Helotiales; Hyaloscyphaceae
Exons: 2
Coding region: 461-1051 (196 amino acids)
Source: RefSeq, a predicted model, not a curated record